CGUCGCUCGCAAGCCCGGAAGUAACUGGGAACUGGCAACUUUGUCUCUACCACCCCAAGAGGUGGCUCGCGUGCGGUUUUCUUUCGCUGUUUCCGAACCGAGAUUUGAAGAGAUUUCCUGGAUGUGAAGUGUGGCUUCCAAAACCACCUUUUCCUUGUGCUUUAUUUGUUGCAACAAUGUUUAGGAGAUUGACACUUUCACACCUGCUUUUUACCACUAUCCUUGGAAUUGCUGGAGGAGUAUAUAUUUUUCAACCAGUAUUUGAACAGUAUACCAAAGAUCAGAAGGAAUUAAAGGUGCAGUUGGUACAAGAAUCAGAAGAGAAGAAAAGUUAAUACUACAUUGAGUUAGGCCAGGCGCGGUGGCUCACGCCUGUAAUCCCAGCACUUUGGGAGGCCGAGGCGGGUGGAUCACGAGGUCGGGAGUUCGAGACCUGCCUGACCAACAUGGUGAAACCCUGUCUCUACUAAAAAUAUGAAAAUCAGCCAGGCUUGGUGGUGUGCACAUGUAAUCCCAGCUGCUCGGGCGGCUGAGGCAGGAGAGUUACUUGAACCUGGGAGACGGAGGUGGCACUGAGUUGAGAUCACGCUGCUGCACUCCAGCCUGGGCGACCGAGUGAGACUCCAUCUCAACAAAAAGAAAACAAAUACUUCAUGAAGUUGAACCGUAAUAAUUGCUUAAAGUUCCAUUCAUGUCGCACGCUCAAGCCUAAAGUCAUCAAGGCAAGGGACAUGGACUCUUCCCAUAGGAUGCAAAGUCAGGUCACGUGACAGGAAUAUAUAAUGUUAUUACAUUCAAGGAAUAAUCCUAACACAUCAAGUUAAAGUAAACUGCUUUUGAUCCUCCUUUUGAAAAGGAUGCCAAUUUAGUUGUUAUAUACCAAGUGCCAGAGGCUGAGUUUUUUUUUCUUCCAGUGAAGAUACUGCAUUCAUUGAAAUCAAAACCACACUGAGUUACCAUUUCAUGUUCACUAGGAUGACUGCAAUCAAAAAGAUGGAAAAUGACAAGUGCUGGUGAGGAUGUGGAACAAUUGGAACCUUCGUACACUACUGGUGGGAAAGUAAAAAUGUGCAGUCACUUUGGGAAAGUUUGGCAGUUCUUCAGAUGGUUAAACGUAGAGUUACUAUAUGGCCUAGCAAUUCCCCUUACAGGCAUAUGCCCAAGAUAAUUGAAAAUAUAUGUUCAGGGCUACCCUCUUUGGGUCCCCUCCCUUUGUAUGGGAGCUCUGUUUUCACUCUAUUAAAUCUUGGAACUGAA
Molecule: messenger RNA, 1257 nt
Organism: Chlorocebus sabaeus (green monkey)
Lineage: Eukaryota; Metazoa; Chordata; Mammalia; Primates; Cercopithecidae
Source: RefSeq, a predicted model, not a curated record